Messenger RNA from Dalotia coriaria, 555 nucleotides. RefSeq names its product translocase of inner membrane 8 (gene Tim8). The transcript is spliced from 2 exons. Bases 126 to 392 code for a protein of 88 amino acids. The record is from RefSeq and is a predicted model, not a curated record. NCBI's taxonomy places the organism in Eukaryota, Metazoa, Arthropoda, Insecta, Coleoptera, Staphylinidae.
UGACAUGUGCUUGAUUUUAUAAGUUCAGUGUGAGUUCAGUCUGGAUCAGAGUCGCCUUUCGAUUUUGGUUGUACAAAUACGGUACACUUCACUGCCAUUCAAAUAUAACGCGAGAUUAAUUAAACAUGACAGAUUUUGGUGAUACAAACUUUGCUGAUAAGGCCGGCGAUAAAGAAUUGCAAGAUUUCUUGAUGAUGGAAAAACAGAAGGCCCAGUUUAACGCACAAAUUCACGAAUUCAACGAUGUGUGCUGGGAUAAAUGCAUUGAUAAACCAAGCAACAAACUGGACAGUAGAACAGAAACAUGCCUCACAAACUGUGUUGAUAGAUUUAUUGAUGUGUCUUUGUUAAUCACAAACCGUUUUGCGCAAUUAUUGCAAAAAAGUGCAUAAACUGUAUCUCACUAAGUGAACAAUUUAGCAUAAUGUAGAAGUUAUCAAAAUGUGACCGUGUAUAGAUAACUUGUGUGAAUAUUAUGGAAGCAAUUUUAUUAUGUGCUAAUUCCAGCAUUAAGUUUUUUUUGUUAAAAUUUUCAAUAAAUUGAUGUUUGUUGAA